AUGGAGCCGACUCAAUCCAAUGACGUUCAGGAAUACCCACAAACCCUGAUCUCAGAGCCCAAAGAUUGUCUCAUGCAAGACGGCAACGAGUCCCUGUUCGAUUCGAUGGUUUGCGACUCCACUUCAAGGCUCAUCCCAACCGGGUUUACCAGAAACGCGGAAGAGGAAUGCUUAAUGUUUGUAAAUGCUGGAGGGGAUGCUUUCAGUGAAGCAUCAGGUGGAGUAACGUUCCUGGGUGACACCUAUUUUGAUGGUGGCUACGUUCUGCGUACCGAUGAGCGAAUAGUGGAGGGUGGCGACUACUCAUUUAUCUAUCAAUCAGCUCGGUUCGGAAGCUUUUGUUAUAGGUUUGAUAAUAUUCCUCCCGGAGACUAUUUUGUUGAUCUACAUUUUGCGGAGAUCAUUAUCAUAAAUGGGCCAAAAGGAAUGAGGGUGUUCAAUGUUCUGUCUGAAUUGGAUAUCUAUGCAGUUGUUGGAGCCAAUAAGCCACUACAGUUGGUUGAUUCAAGGGUGUCUGUGAAGGAUGAUGGGUUGAUUCUCAUAAGAUUUGAAGGUAUAUUUGGAAGCCCAGUCGUUAAUGGGAUUUGCAUUAGGAGAGCAACGAAGGACUCUGUUCCACCAGUGACAAGUGAUCACAUUAAAUGUAGCUACUGUGCAGCACAGAUUGAAAUUCCUUCCUCCCAGAUGAAAGAUAUGCGGGCAAAGUCUACAGCAAAGUAUGAGAGUAAGAUAAAGGAGCUCACAAUGCGGUGUGAGCUCAAGGCUAAAGAAUGCUAUGAGGCAUGGAUGUCAUUAGCUGCUACAAAUAAGCAAUUGGAGACAGUCCAUAUGGAACUUGACAAACUGACAAUUAAGUCAUACGCUACAUAUCAAACUGUGGAGAAACAAGCUGAAAGCCUGAGGAAUAUUUCUUAUAGGUAUGAGCUUGAUAAGAAGAAAUGGGCAGAUGAAAUUAACAGUUUACAAGAAAAAAUAAAGUUGAUAAAAAGUGAUUAUUCAAAACUUUCCUUGGAAGCGCAUGAAUGUGUUGAUUCGAUUCCUGAAUUAAAUAAGAUGGUUUUUUCUGUUCAGGAGUUGGUUAAACAGUGUGAAGAUCUCAAAGUGAAGUACAACGAAGAGAUGACAAAGAGAAAGAAACUCUUCAAUGAAGUUCAAGAGGCUAAAGGGAACAUUCGGGUUUUCGGUCGAUGUCGUCCAUUGAAUAACGCUGAAAUCUCAGUUGGGUGCAAUACAGUUGUGGAUUUUGACGCAGCAAAGGAUGGAUGCCUUGGAAUUUUGACAAGUGGCUCCACCAAAAAAUCAUUCAAAUUUGACAGAGUUUUUACACCAAAAGAUGAUCAAGUUGAUGUUUUUGCUGAUGCAUCAUCAAUGGUGAUCUCUGUACUGGAUGGCUACAAUGUUUGCAUCUUUGCUUAUGGGCAAACAGGAACAGGGAAGACAUUCACCAUGGAAGGAACACCGCAGAACAGAGGAGUAAAUUACAGGACUCUUGAGCACUUGUUUAAAGUUAGUAAGGAAAGGAGUGAAACUUUUUCAUAUGACAUAUCUGUUAGUGUGGUUGAGUCUAAGCAGGAAACUGAAGUAGCUGGAAUGACUUAUCUUGAAAUGGUUAUCAGGUUGGAGGUAAAACAAGCUUCUGAAGGAUUUCAUCAUGUUCCUGGUGUUGUAGAAGCCAAGAUUGAUAACAUAAAUGAAGUGUGGAAUGUACUGCAAACUGGAAAUAAUGCUAGAGCAGUUGGAAGUAACAAUGUUAAUGAGCAUAGCAGUCGAUCUCACUGGUACCAAGACCUUGCUAAAAAUUUGUUGAAUGGGGACUGUACCAAGAGCAAGCUUUGGCUUGUGGAUUUGGCAGGUAGUGAGAGGCUUGCAAAGACUGACGUUCAAGGGGAACGACUUAAGGAAGCCCAAAAUAUCAAUCGAUCUCUAUCUGCUCUUGGAGAUGUAAUAUCUGCUUUAGCAGCUAAAAGUAGUCACAUUCCAUAUAGUCCAUCGGACCAGGACGUAGGUGAGACACUGAGCUCACUUAAUUUUGCAACUAGAGUGAGGGGUGUUGAGUUAGGUCCUGUUAAGAAGCAAAUUGAUACAAGUGAACUUCAAAAGUUGAAAACAAUGCUUGAAAAAGCACGGAGUGAUUGCAGGAUUAAAGAUGAAUCUAUGAGAAAACUUGAAGAAAAUUUGCAAAGUUUGGAGAGUAAGGCCAAAGGCAAGGAUCAAAUUUACAAAAAUCUACAAGAAAAGAUUAAAGAACUUGAAGGACAAAUUGAGUUGAAAAAAGCCAUGCAAAGUGAGUCAGAGAAACAAAUCUCUCAAUUAUCUGACAAAUUGAGAGGGAAAGAACAAACCUGCAGUUCUCUCCAACAAAAGGUGAGAGAGCUAGAGAGAAGGAUGAAAGAACAACUCCAGUCAGAGUCAGCAAAUUUUCAACAGAAGGUUUGGGAUCUAGAGAAAAGGCUGAAAGAUCAGAUGCAAGGCUCUGACUCUGAAUCUGUCAUUUUGAAAGAUAAGAUCAAAGAGCUUGAGAGGAAACUGAAAGAGCAGGAACAGAGCUCAAUGUCCAUGCUUCAUCAACAGAUGAAGGAACUGGAAGACAGGUACAGAGAGCGAGAGCAGCAUUGGCAACAAACACAGAGUUAUGUGGAUGCAGUAAAGGCCACACCAGAUAUAGGUAAAAAUUACAUGAAUGAAGAAUGUCCAAGUGAGAUUGAGGCUGGCAUUUUAAGGUGUUCAGACUCAGUAAACCGCCAGAUAAGCCGAGACUAUUCUUCGUUCAAAGGGAGUGAUUCCACCAAUAAGAUAAGAAACAAAAGAAGAGAGUUUAGAAGCAAUGAUGAAAACAACUUUGUCUUGCCAUCAUCGUUGCCCGAUAAAAAAGUCACCAGGAAAUCUGAUCCACCCAAAAUAGGGAGGAGUGUGAGGCCAUUAUCAAGACCAACCACUGCCAAUCAAGCUCCAGUCUCUCACAAGAGAGCUAGCACAAGCAGAGAUCUGGUUCAAGGAAUCAGAGAGAGGGAAAAUAAGAAAAAAAUUUGGUCAUGA
Molecule: messenger RNA, 3036 nt
Organism: Sphenostylis stenocarpa
Lineage: Eukaryota; Viridiplantae; Streptophyta; Magnoliopsida; Fabales; Fabaceae
Source: the annotation of a GenBank genome assembly